This is a messenger RNA of Symphalangus syndactylus (siamang), 9544 nucleotides long. RefSeq names its product junction mediating and regulatory protein, p53 cofactor (gene JMY). Gene Ontology annotation, biological process: Arp2/3 complex-mediated actin nucleation; 'de novo' actin filament nucleation; intrinsic apoptotic signaling pathway by p53 class mediator. The record is from RefSeq and is a predicted model, not a curated record. Gene Ontology annotation, molecular function: Arp2/3 complex binding; transcription coactivator activity; actin binding. Gene Ontology annotation, cellular component: nucleus; cytoplasm. NCBI's taxonomy places the organism in Eukaryota, Metazoa, Chordata, Mammalia, Primates, Hylobatidae.
AAGGGCAUUCGAGGAGAACCUAACAGGCUGGGGGCGAGCCCCACAGAGUUCAGCACACCGUUCCCCGCGGCGACACGCUACUUCUGAACGCAGGAGCGACUCUCCGUCCGGGCUCCCUCCGGGAGAAUGGAAGCAAAUGUACAUUCGAGGGGCUCAAUACCUGGAAUUCGAAACGUCUCAGUUCCUCCGCCUUAGUUCCUCUUUUCCCGGGUUCGGAGGCCACCUGUUCAGCAGGGCACACCUGCCACUCUCAUCGCCCUCGGAGCCGGCAACCCGCCGACAGCGGGCUCCAGCCCGGGGGAACGGGAGGUUGCGCGGAAGGAAGAAGAGUCGGGAGCGCGGCCGCUCGCGGGCUGGCUCAGGGGACGCCGAGAGGAGGCGCCGGCGCGCGCGGGCGGGGUGCGCGCGCCGCCGCCGCCGCCGCCGCGUCACCGGCGUGCGGCACGUGCCCGUGUUUACGUCCCUCGUGGAGCCGCCGACGUCAGCAGUCGAAUGGCAACAUUGUGGCGAUGCUGAGGCGCAGAGUUUAGGCGACUGGUUCAUCAGUCUGGCCAGCUCCGGGCUUUCUGCGGCAGCAGCAGGGGCGGGGGCGGGGAUCUUGACCUGGGCGAGCGACCGGGACGCAAACAGCGCCAGCCUGACCCCGCAGGACCCGCGCCUCACCUCCGGAGCGCCGCAGUCGCAGCUCCACGGCCUCGCGCGGGGGCGCUGCGGCAGCGCGGGGCUUGUAAACAGAUCCGGCCGCAGGUGACCAUGUGAACUACCUGCUCCCGGGACGCUUAUUGUCCUUCUCUCGAUCCACACCACAAAGGAGCUCGGCGGUCAGGGCGCGGAGGGACGGGCGAACGAGCGGGGAGAGCCGGCCGGCGCACUAAGAUGGCUGAAGGCUCCCGGCGAGGGUGAGCGGGGGGCGCGGCGCAGCCAGCGGGGAGUCCUCGGGCGGGCCGGGCCGGCGGCCCUUCCCCGCGGCGAGAAGCCGGAGCCACCAUGUCGUUCGCGCUGGAGGAGACGCUCGAGUCGGACUGGGUGGCUGUACGGCCCCAUGUGUUCGACGAGCGCGAGAAGCACAAAUUCGUCUUUAUUGUGGCCUGGAACGAGAUUGAGGGCAAGUUUGCCAUAACCUGCCACAACCGGACGGCCCAGAGGCAGAGGAGCAGCUCCCGGGAGCAAGCGGGGGCGCGAGGGGCCGCCGAGGCCGGCGGAGCUGCGUCCGACGGGAGCCGCGGGCCCGGCAGCCCGGCGGGCAGGGGCCGGCCCGAGGCCACUGCCUCUGCAACUCUGGUUAGGAGCCCCGGGCCCCGGCGGAGCUCGGCCUGGGCGGAGGCCGGCUCUCCUCGGAGCACUCGCAGCCUUCUGGGGGACCCGCGGCUGCGGAGUCCUGGCAGCAAAGGGGCGGAGAGUCGUCUUAGGAGCCCAGUGCGGGCCAAACCCAUCCCGGGUCAGAAAGCAUCUGAAGCCGACGAUGCGGCGGGGGCAGCUGCUGCAGCAGCGCGGCCGGCGCCCAGAGAGGCCCCGGUGUCCUCUGUACGGAUAGUGAGCGCCUCUGGGACGGUCUCCGAGGAGAUAGAGGUGCUGGAAAUGGUGAAGGAGGACGAGGCGCCUCUGGCGCUCUCGGACGCGGAGCAGCCGCCGCCAGCCGCCGAGCUGGAGUCUCCGGCCGAAGAGUGCAGCUGGGCCGGACUGUUCUCUUUCCAGGACCUGCGCGCUGUGCACCAGCAGCUGUGCUCGGUGAACUCGCAGUUGGAGCCGUGUCUGCCGGUGUUCCCCGAGGAACCUUCGGGUAUGUGGACUGUGCUGUUUGGGGGCGCCCCCGAGAUGACCGAGCAGGAAAUCGACACUCUGUGUUACCAGCUCCAGGUCUACCUGGGCCACGGCCUGGACACCUGCGGCUGGAAGAUCCUCUCCCAGGUGCUCUUCACCGAGACCGAUGAUCCCGAGGAGUAUUACGAAAGCCUCAGCGAGCUGCGGCAGAAGGGCUACGAAGAAGUACUUCAGCGGGCCAGGAAGCGCAUCCAGGAGCUCUUGGAUAAGCACAAGAAUAUAGAGAGCAUGGUGGAGCUUCUGGACUUGUAUCAGAUGGAGGAUGAAGCCUACAGCAGCCUUGCAGAAGCUACAACCGAACUCUAUCAGUAUUUACUACAGCCAUUCCGAGACAUGAGAGAACUUGCCAUGCUACGAAGACAGCAGAUCAAGAUUUCCAUGGAGAACGAUUAUCUGGGACCUCGAAGAAUUGAGAGUCUACAAAAAGAAGAUGCUGAUUGGCAGCGGAAAGCUCACAUGGCUGUACUGUCUAUUCAAGAUCUUACUGUCAAGUACUUUGAAAUAACAGCUAAAGCUCAAAAAGCUGUGUAUGAUCGAAUGCGAGCUGAUCAGAAGAAAUUUGGUAAAGCCUCAUGGGCAGCGGCUGCUGAACGGAUGGAAAAACUCCAGUAUGCAGUUUCUAAGGAAACUUUGCAGAUGAUGAGAGCUAAAGAGAUAUGCUUGGAACAGCGGAAACAUGCGCUAAAGGAAGAGAUGCAGAGUUUGCGGGGUGGUACAGAAGCCAUAGCCCGAUUGGAUCAGUUAGAAGCUGACUAUUAUGACCUGCAACUUCAGUUGUAUGAAGUACAGUUUGAAAUCUUGAAGUGUGAAGAGUUAUUAUUGACAGCGCAACUAGAAAGCAUCAAAAGACUUAUAUCAGAAAAAAGAGAUGAAGUGGUGUACUAUGACACUUACGAAAGCAUGGAGGCCAUGCUGGAGAAGGAAGAGAUGGCAGCAUCUGCGUACUUACAGAGAGAAGAGCUGCAGAAACUUCAGCAGAAAGCACGCCAGCUGGAAGCAAGACGUGGACGGGUUUCCGCCAAGAAAUCCUACCUCAGAAAUAAGAAGGAAAUAUGUAUUGCAAAACACAAUGAAAAAAUCCAACAGCGCACUCGGAUUGAAGAUGAGUAUAGAACCCAUCACACAGUACAACUAAAGAGAGAAAAAUUACAUGAUGAAGAAGAAAGAAAAAGUGCCUGGGUUAGCCAAGAGAGACAGAGAACACUGGAUAGACUUCGAACAUUUAAACAGAGGUAUCCUGGGCAAGUCAUACUUAAAUCAACCAGAUUACGACUAGCUCAUGCAAGAAGAAAAGGUGCAACAAGUCCUGUUCUCCGAGAGGAUCAUUGUGACUCUCUACCAAGUGUGUUACAGGUAGAAGAGAAAACUGAAGAGGUGGGAGAAGGAAGAGUCAAGCGUGGGCCAUCACAGACAACAGAACCCCAGAGCCUUGUACAACUUGAAGAUACUUCAUUAACACAACUUGAAGCCACCUCAUUACCUCUCAGUGGUGUUACCUCUGAACUGCCUCCCCCUAUGUCUCUUCCACUUUUGAAUAACAACCUCGAACCAUGUUCUGUUACCAUAAAUCCACUCCCAUCCCCUCUUCCUCCAACACCACCACCUCCCCCACCUCCUCCCCCUCCCCCACCACCACCACCUCUGCCUGUUGCUAAGGACAGUGGCCCAGAGACACUGGAGAAAGAUCUGCCUAGAAAGGAGGGGAAUGAGAAGAGGAUCCCAAAGUCAGCCAGUGCCCCCUCAGCACACCUCUUUGACAGCAGCCAGCUGGUCAGUGCACGGAAGAAGCUCAGAAAGACUGCUGAAGGUUUGCAGAGGAGGAGAGUGAGCUCACCCAUGGAUGAGGUGCUAGCCUCCUUGAAGCGUGGUAGUUUUCAUCUGAAAAAGGUUGAACAGCGAACUCUGCCUCCUUUUCCUGAUGAAGAUGAUAGUAAUAAUAUCUUGGCACAAAUAAGGAAAGGGGUAAAAUUGAAGAAGGUACAGAAGGAUGUUUUGAGAGAAUCCUUCACACUUCUACCCGAUACAGACCCUCUAACACGGAGCAUCCAUGAAGCUCUUAGAAGAAUUAAAGAAGCAUCCCCAGAGUCAGAGGAUGAAGAGGAGGCUUUGCCUUGCACAGACUGGGAGAACUAACAAGUGACAUAACAGAAGAAAAAUAUCAUUCAAGAUUGGUUCUGAUUCUUUCCGAAAAUAACAGUUUAAGCACUUGGUUCCUCAGUUGGAUAACAUUAGAUCCAAAGUGCAUUGGUUCAGUGGUGUGAAGAAAGGAAGCACAAUUGGCAGGUUAUGACUUUCCAGUCGUUCCAAUAGAUGAUGGUUAACAUGAAUUUUACAUGUGCAAUGUUCCUGACUGCAACGAAGAAAAGGCCUUCUGGAGAUUUCUGUUUUUUAAGCACAUUCUCCUUCCAUCCACAUAUUUACAUCCUUGUAAUGGCCAGUUAAGCUAGGGCUUGCUGUAAGUUGGAAGAACACUGAGUUGACAGAGAUCUACUGUGAGCUCUAUUGGGACUGCUUUUAGAACCAUCUUUCAGUGCACUGAAAAGUCAUCUGAAAAAAUAGCUUCUUCCAUAUCAGCUUAUAUUAAAUACUGUGAUACUCUGAGAAAGUUUAUCAUGAUAGCUGUAAGUCAGGCAUUAAAAUCAGAUGGAAAUACACCUAAAAUGUCCACAUUACUCAUUUCCAAAGGAUUUUUCAUAAAGAUGUUCAGCAACAUCUGAAAAGCUGCAUUUAUGGAGAUACAUCUAUUAAUAUGUUCACAACAUGAUACAUUUAACAUGGCAUAUUUUUAGGAGUCUUAUACUUUGUAAGGUUUUGAAGUUCCCAUGCUUUUAAAUCACUCUUCAUAUUUCUUGAAUUUAUAAUAGUUUGAAUUUUAUGUGCAUCCUUGUUUAUGGAAGGCAAUACUUUGAUAAUAUUUCGAAUUAUUUUUAUUUUGUUUGAAUUAUUGCUUGAUUGCUAUGACCAACAUGAUUUUCCUCUUGAGAAUCAAAAAUCAAGAUUCAAUAAUAGGGAUGCAGAUCUUAACUCUUUUUACAAACCACCAUUUUAAGUUUUUAUUUAUUUUUAUGCUCCACAGUGAAAAGCAUGUGCUCUACAAAGAAAGAUAGAAAGUAGAGACAAGUCUCCGUGGCUGGCAUUUCACCACCUUCACAUGCACUGAAUGGAAUUUUGGGAGAAUGCCUUUGUUAUAGUCACUAAAAUUUUAAACUUAUACACAGCUUUAGGUGCUGAUUUUGGCUGUGAUAGAGUCCUGAAGGACACAUUUAUGUGUUCCGGAUUUUCAGCGGGAUUGCUGUGGGCUUGAAUAUGUGUAGAUCAUUGGACUCAGUGUGCAGUACCCUGUACAUAUAAUUCUGCAUAAGACAGAUCUUCGCCUUUCUGUGGAGGGAGCUAAGAACUAAAAUACCAAAAAUAACUUUAUUUCUUUUAAGACAAUUAUCUGGCCUAAACCCAGAAAGGAGUACUGGAGCAAAAGCCCAGUGUAUAUGAAUUGGUAUUCCUGGAGAAAAAAAGAAAUGCUCACACCUUUGUUAUUUUAAAAAGUGUUUUCUUAAAAAUAAUUAGGGAGAAAAUUUUCUGGCAACAGGUUAUGUAAGACAAAAUUUUUUUAUUUCAAAACAAAGCAGGCACAUGCCACCAUGCCCCAGCUAAUUUUUGUAUUUUUUAUAGAGACAGGGUUUUGCCAUGUUGCCCACGCUGGUCUUGAACUCCUGGACUUAAGCAACCUGCCGGCCUCAGCCUGCUAAAGUGCUAGGAUUACAGGCAUGAGCCUCUGUGCCCAGCCUGACAAAAUCUUUUAUUUAAAUGUUAGUAAUACAUUUAUUGAUGAGACUAGGAUCUGCAGCAUCUUCAUAAUACAUUGGUUUUAGUUCCCACACUAUUCCCACAUCUUGCCUGGAAAGAUUAGAAAUACAGAUGUAAUAUGGAAACUUCUUCAACAGCAUGGGGGUGGUGAUAGUGUCCUAUUUGCCCUUGGUAAAAUAUUAAAGCAUAUUUCUUAACCAAGAGAGUGAGUGGUUAUAUUAAUGUAUUUGAAAAAGUUAAAGCAAAUUUUGAAACCUUUACAAAAUCAUGUAUCCAUUUUAUGCUAUCCAGUUUUUACGUACCCAUGUGUCAACACUUCAUAUAUCCAGUUCUUUGGGUGCUUGUUCACUUUUUUUCAUUUAUUAAAAUACAGACGGAUAUAGUGUUAAAUUAACCAAAAACCUGGAACAUUCAUAUCUUGAGAGGGAAUUUGCUACCCUUUUACUUUUGGGAUUCCACUAUAAAAUAGACUCAUUUAUACAUAUGUCCUGUGGUCUUUCUUCCAGGGUGUGCUGUAAUAAUAAGUCUCUAGCAAAGGGUAGAGGGUGUGUAGAACUCCACUCAGCCUCAUGGAUGCAUCUACAACUCUCUCAACCCAUCCUGUUACAGUUCCCCAUGAGAGUCACCUCACACUUGGAAGAGAAGGAGGUUAAAGCAGAGUAUUGUUGGCAGCUAGCUAUGCCCAUUCUCUUGUAAAUAACUUUCCAACACAUCCAUUUCCUUGCCUUAAGGUGCAGGUUCCUACUUCUACAAAAUUUCAGAUGAUUGCAGGUCAAAAACCUUUGGAGUUACUCACAAAUAAUAAUAAAAUUUCAAAUAUCUAGGGUCUACUUGUCCAUCAAGAUGACAUUACCAGUGGAACCCACCUGUCAAUUUUAAAGUAGCUUCAGAACCCAACCAAAAUUAUGUAAGCCUGGUUAAAUGUCCUUUUUUCUUCUUGCCCCUAAUAAAAUGAGGAUCUUAGGCCUUAAUACUAAAUAUGUGUAUAUUUAGUUAUGAUGGUACUUGUAGAUGCUCACAUUUACAGUUUCAAACUCGCCCGUACUUUUUGUCAAAUAUUAUGCUUCAAAAUAUUUGACACACUUCUGUUAAUAUAUGAUUUCUGUAUCCACAAACAGCUGUUUGCUUAUGCUGAAUCAAUUUAGAAGUUAAUUUGCCAAUCUAGUCUCAACUGCAAUGCAUUUAAAAUAGGGAAAACAAGUAAAUGAGUUUGGGACAUUUUGAGAUUAAUGUUACUGCCCACUUGACUGUCAAUUUCAAAUGGCUCCUAAUGCAACCAAAAUUAUAACCAAUGUAGCAUGUGUAGGAAAGGUAUUCUUAAUUAUUUAAAAUCAUUGUGUAUAUUACAGCAGUAUGAGGAAUGCCUGGCUAAAGAGGAUUUUUUAAAAGAUGAAGAAUGGUUUUGCUUGUAUUGUAUAGGCUGAGUUUGUGAGCAGCAUAAAAACAAUCAUUCCUUAAUUCUUCAUUGUGGAACUGAAAUAUGUCUGUAAUGCAUUUUUUAAAAGGAGACUCCUAGACACAGCUAUGAUAGUGGGAAUAGAAAUGUAGAGCUUUUCUUAUAACAGGAAACCAGAAAAUAAUUUUCAGCACUUUCACUUUAUGUAAUAAGGAAAAAAAAUUGUUUCCACAAAGUUGAACUAUGUAGUAAUAGUUGGUAACACAUGGCAUGGCCACUUUAUAUCACAGAAUGUGUGUCAAGUUGCAAAGCAUACUUGGGCCAUAGUAGACACUAAGAAUUAAAACUCUUAAAUCAGUGAAACAAAAACUAAUGGGCAGCAUUCUCUCUGUUUGGAAUGGGAUCAGUAUACAAUUAAUACAAUUUAAUUUUACACAUUCCCUAAGACACCAUUUUUAAGUUACAGUCACAUGAGUAUGUUGGUAUAAAUUUAAGUCAAUGCUUUUAGCCUAGGCAAAGCUUUUUGUUCACUAAAUACAAGAUUUUUGGGGUUUUCUUUUUUCAGCUUUUACAAACUUAACAUCAGAUACCAAUGUGUAAAAAGUACUAUUGGGUCCUUAAGGGCUCUGUCAGGGAGUUGAAAUUUCAUACUCUUUACCAGGUUACUUGUAAAAAAUGAACAGCUGUAAGACAUUUCAAAACUAUUGCAGACACAUUGUUAAAAUGCAGCCAUUUGAUAAUGAAAGCAGAAACCUUAAGUUUUACCUAAUUAUUGCACUAAAUGUAAUGAUAACAUAAAAUUAAGUGUGCAUUUUAAACAUUCUAUUUCCCACUUACUGCUUAACAUAGAAAAAGAGCUAUGGUUAGAGGAGUGACCAGCAAGAUUUAUUUCAGAUGGAAAAGGGGUGAGAAAGUGGAAGCACCUUACUGUUAGAGCAUGUUGCGUCUAUUUAGUGCUACUGAACAAUUCAGUAGUUAUUUCUGAACUUUGCUGCAAAGUGCUCUUUAGUUAAAGCACAUUAAGAAGGGUCACUGCUUAAUUGCUUUGUAAAAUGAAGCAAUGGUAUUUUUUAUCCGAUAUAGUGUAACUUAAAAGUUUUCCUACAAACUGAGUUUAUAUUGUUGCCUAAACUAUGUUAUGUAAGCAAAGGGUUUGGAAAGGCGGGAGGGAGUCUGGAUUCGGUGAGUGUGUGCAUUUGUGUGUGUGAAUGUAUGAAAAGUUUCCCCAUUGGGUUAUUCUCAAGAUGUGUUUAUUGUAAAGUUUUCUAUGUUUUGCCCACAGUAAAUGUACAACUUCGCAAUUGUAGGAUUUAAUUGAUUGAAUUCCAAAUUUAUACUGUCUCUUCCCUUUUGCAGAGACAUUAUGCCACUGUAAGGUACAUGUACAGAAAAUACCUCUGAGGUUGACUUGUUAAAUAACUGAUGAAUGUUAUUUCACACUGAAUCUCAAAGCAGUCAUUUGUUUUGCGGGUUAAGGGAAAGUUUUGUUUUUUGCUGGUGUUUUUUGUUUUUAAUUGGGCACACUAAGAGUGGCUAAAUUUGGGGGAGUUGUUGGUGGGUAGGAAAGACCUUGAAAAGUGAUGUGUAGAUGAAAACACAAGGUAUGGAUGUUGGUUACAGAGUUCAGUUUUAACAAGGGAAAUUUGGGGAUUUUUUUUUUUACUUGCAUGUUCUAUGGGUAGCUAUCAAAGGGUGUAACAAAUUAUCUCAGCUUUUCCCAAUACUAAUUAUAUUGGUUUUAAGAAGUCUGCAUAAUCACUAGGUGGCAUUUUCCCUUCAUUUGUGAACCAAGAGGGGUAAAUGAUGCUACCCAUGUAAUGACUUCUGACUUCUUUAACUUUGACAGAAUCUCCAUUGUUUCAUUGAAUUUCUCAUUGUAUUAUAUGUCUUUCCAAGUGUGCAAACCAUAAUAUGUAGUUAAUGAAGAAUGGAAGGCUGCAGAUUAUUUUGCAUGAAUAAUUAAUUGCCUGUUAGGGCUAAGGAGACUGACAUGAUUUUUAUCAGUUCUGGGUAAAUGAAAAUUUUAAUGGAAAACUCAUUCACCAUUUACUAGCUUUGUGCAAUAUUAUAAAAGGUAGAAGCAAAACACUAGCACAUUGUGCGUGGCUUGUAAGGAUGGCUUUAGUACCAUUACGUUAAAUGGACAGUGUGCACACUGUAUUGUAAAUGCCAGCUCUUGCAAAUUUACAAUACUUAAAUAUGUUCAAUUAAUAUUCUAAAGUAUUAAAAGUACAGAGGAAAAACUAAGCAAGCAUUUAUAGCAAUACCAUGAAAUCUCCAGUAAUCGUUUUGACUGUUGCCUUUUGCUCUUUAGUGCAACUUUUCUGCAUUGUAAUUGUAUUGCUUGCUUUGUAUUUCAUGUUUUUUACACUCAUGACUUCAGAGUUAAGUACUUGUACACCAAGUAUUGCAAUCAAUCACCUUUCUCUUGUUGUACAUGCAAUGUAACAACCUACAGUUUUGGUGCUUUUAACAAUAUUCCUCUUUUUCUUUAAUAAAGGAUAUUUAUUUGAAUUAACCUGA